AUGGGGGGAAAACAAGGCACGAAGACGCGAACGAAGAAGAAACUCCGGUACGUGCUCACCGGGAACAUCGACUGUUGCCCGGAACAACACCACGAAAAAGAAGACGAAGACAACGAGCAACAACAGCAAACGACGACGAAAGAACAAACGAGAAAACGAAGCGACACGUCCGUGUACUCUGUCUUGUUUAACACGUUGCACCCGGAGUGGUACCACGUGUUCGCGGCGUGCGCGGCGAAUAGAUUGAUGCUGUAUAAAAUCGACGACUUUGUGGUGAAGGAGGAUGGAAAGAAGAAGAAGAAGACCAAGGCCAAUAAUGCCGCUUCUAAUGCGAACAAUAACGCGACGAAUGCUGCUGGUAAAGAAGAAUUAGAAACAGAUGUAACAGAAGAAGAAGAGUUAGACGAAGAAGAAACGGUCGAACGAACGACGUUGUUGCAAUGCUACGUGGACGCGGAUCCGAACGAAACGUAUUACACGUGUUGCUGGUGUUCGAAGAAGAACGCGUUGGUGCCAUACAUCGCGUGCGCGGGCGCGAAGGGCGUCGUGAGAGUUUUGAAUUGUAAGAAGAAGGAUUUUUGCGGCGCGUUGGUCGGGCACGGCGGGGAGAUUAACGAUUUGAGAGCGCAUCCGGCGAUGCCGAAUAUUAUCGCGAGCGCGAGUAAAGAUUUGUCGGUGCGGUUGUGGAACGUGAGCAACGGGGUGUGCGUGGCUAUUUUCGCCGGAGCGAGAGGGCACAGGAACGACGUUUUGUCGGUGGAUUUUCAUCCGAAUUUACACUUUUGUCCGGAAAGCGGGAGAGAGGACGUGGUGGUCAUCGCGACUGGCGGGAUGGAUAACGCGGUGAAAGUCUGGUCGACGAGAGGGAAGAAAGUGAGCCAAGCGAUUGAAGAUUCAGAGCUUUGGGAGGAUGAGAUUGUAGAGUUUCCAACCGCGCAGGUUCGGGCGCCAGAGUUUAGCACGUUUCACGCGCACAAUCACUUCGUCGAUUGCGUGAGAUACUUCGGGGAGGUUAUAUUUUCGAAAUCGGUGGAGAAUAAAAUAUUAGCGUGGACGCCGGAUUUCUAUUUGAAUAAUAAAAAUACGGACGAAGACGCCGCUAUGGUGGAAGCGGAUGAAAAUACGAAUAAAAAUAACGAUAAUAGUAACAACAACAGCAAGGACGAAAAAGUAGGGAUUCAAAAAUACGGCGGCGCCGACGAGAAGUUCAAGCGAUCGUUCAGGAAGCUGAAAAGUUUCAACUUGGUCGACGCGGAAAACUGGUGGGUUCGAUUUUCCUUGGCGAAAGAGGCGAGCGUUUUGUGUUGCGGAAACACGAAAGGUUUAGUCAGAGUGUGGAAAUUUUACGAGAGCGACGACGAUAGCGACGCCGACGACGAUUUCGAUUCUUCGUCUUCUUCUUCCUCCUCCUCCUCCUCUUCCGAAGAAGACGACGAAAAAGUCAAAGUGGAAAAGGAUGAGUUUUUCCGCCGACGACAUCGACGUAAACGCGAAAAGCCACACCACUACCACACCACCACCACCAACAAAAACGACGACGACGUUCUCGUCGCCGAUUUAAAAGGGCUCCCGAAAGAAACCGUCGUCCGUCAAGCCGAGGUUUCCUUCGACGGUAAAAUCGUCCUCGCCGGAUGCGACGGAGGGUACAUCUAUCGCUGGGAUAUAGAGGAGUUUCAAGAAGACUUCUUUGAUUAA
Molecule: messenger RNA, 1695 nt
Organism: Bathycoccus prasinos
Lineage: Eukaryota; Viridiplantae; Chlorophyta; Mamiellophyceae; Mamiellales; Bathycoccaceae
Product: fertilization-independent endosperm protein
Exons: 1
Coding region: 1-1695 (564 amino acids)
Biological process (GO): negative regulation of transcription by RNA polymerase II
Cellular component (GO): ESC/E(Z) complex
Molecular function (GO): protein binding; nucleosome binding
Source: RefSeq, a predicted model, not a curated record